AUGGACCCCAGUGCCCACGACAAACGAGGUGUAAUCAUUCAUGCAAGGGCACGGAUCCAGAGGUUUCCUCGUAUCCCCGCGCGUGGUGACAUUGCAAUCCACCAGCUGGUUCUCGGGGGUCUCUCCCCGGAGACCAGCUGCCUUUGGGCCACCAUGAGCGACGGAUUUGCUGCCACAAAUAUGCCCAUCGAUAGAAGAGUGAUGACAAAGGAGUCCACAUAUGUUAGGCUGGAGCAGACUUCGCUAAUUCGCAACAUAAGUGGGCUAAAUUUAAUGAUGACCGCACACGGACGAGAAGGGAUGCAAUUCAGAGAUCCUCGUGAUCACGGGGAGAUUAUCCAGAAGGCGAAGCUUCUUGAUAAUUGCAGUGAACUUGACUUUGACGGCAGCAAAAAGGAGAGAAAAGAUCAGAAUGAGUUGAUGCCGUUUGGUCGCCUCACUUUCACAAAUGCAGUUCUCAAAGUAUCCGGCUUGACCACCAGGAUGAUGAGAGAUUUUGAUACGCCCCAAGCACUCAGCCAGGCAUGCAAGAGAAUACUGAAUUAUUCCGACUCUGGUUAG
Paracoccidioides brasiliensis Pb18 is the source of this 561-nucleotide messenger RNA. RefSeq lists its product as uncharacterized. Bases 1 to 561 code for a protein of 186 amino acids. The transcript is spliced from 4 exons. The record is from RefSeq and is a predicted model, not a curated record.